Molecule: messenger RNA, 857 nt
Organism: Ziziphus jujuba (common jujube)
Lineage: Eukaryota; Viridiplantae; Streptophyta; Magnoliopsida; Rosales; Rhamnaceae
Product: transcription factor bHLH120-like
Exons: 3
Coding region: 39-857 (272 amino acids)
Biological process (GO): regulation of transcription by RNA polymerase II
Cellular component (GO): RNA polymerase II transcription regulator complex
Molecular function (GO): protein dimerization activity; DNA-binding transcription factor activity, RNA polymerase II-specific; RNA polymerase II transcription regulatory region sequence-specific DNA binding
Source: RefSeq, a predicted model, not a curated record
UUCAAGUUAAAAGCCGAGCGUGAUAAUCUUGCAUAGAAAUGCAUCCCUUACAGCAAAACAGCGGCGGCGGCGGCGGCGAAAGGAUGAUCUGUUUUUCUUCUAUUUCCCACGAACAAAAAAGUAUCCCAGAGGAUCUGAUCCGCACUACUCAUGCUUCAGUAGUACAAUUUGAGGACGGCACUUCUAGUUGUAACACUUUCCGCAGCAGCUGCAGCAAUAAUAUUAUUAUUGGAAAAGAUUGGAGGAGCAGGAAAUUGUUAGCAACUAAUUUGGAUGAUAAAAACAGCUACUGUGGCAAAUCAUCAUUUAGUGACGGCAACAAUAAGAAGGCGAUCCACAGAGAUGUCGAAAGGGAAAGAAGGAAACAAAUGGCCGCCCAUUUUUCACUACUGAGAUCCCUAAUCCCUUAUGAAUUUCUCAGGGGAAAGCGUUCGACAUCAGAUCAAAUGAACGAGGCUGUGAAUUAUAUCAAACACUUGCAGAUGAGGAUUCAAGGAUUGGUUUCCCGGAGAGAUGAGCUCAAGAAAUUGUGCAAUUUGAAUUCUUUAGGCACUGGAAAUGGAAGCUUAAAUAAGUGUUCAAGAAGCUGGGUUUCGGUACAACCUUGUUUCGCUGGCAUUCAGAUCGUGGUCAGUAGUAGUAGUUUCAUAGGGGAAAAUUUUCCCCUAACAAGAAUUCUCCAACUACUGCUCGGAGAAGGACUUGAUUUGGUUAGUUGUAUUACUACCAAAGUAAAUGAAAGGCUGUUGUAUACCAUCCAAUCGGAGGUUAGUGAUCCAACAAGCACCAAUUUUUCCCAGCUGCAAAAGAAUCUAAUGGAAGCCAUCUCGUCGUGGAUUCAAUAUCCCGCUACCUAG